Molecule: messenger RNA, 1366 nt
Organism: Trichoderma atroviride IMI 206040
Lineage: Eukaryota; Fungi; Ascomycota; Sordariomycetes; Hypocreales; Hypocreaceae
Molecular function (GO): protein binding
Source: RefSeq, a predicted model, not a curated record
UUUACGACAAUAUCUUCAGACAUGCCAUUCAUCUAUAGCGAGACCAUACCUCCAGCUAUCCCAACCUCAUAAUGGCGACCCUCGUAGCUCUCCCGCACGAAUUAUCCCUUCAUAUCUUCAGCCUCCUCGAGUGCAACAACAAAGUCCAUCUGAGUGCUACAUGCAGGUCAUUCAGAACUCAGUUGAUACCCGAAAUUUUCAGUACAAUACGAUUCACCAGCGAUGAGGCAUCAGCAGCAUCUGCAUUGGCCGCCGUCGAAACUUACGGUCAGUACACGAAAAAAAUCGAGUUCACAUGUCAAUGCAAUCAUGAAGAGAGCCCACCGCCACCGGGGCCAUCUCUGCCGCCAGCAGCUUGCAAGCUCUUGAAAGGCCUCCUGACGCCAAACUUGCACACGGUCAAACUCGGGUUUCAAUUCGGCCUCGAUGAUGAGGACCUCGACCCCUUUGAUAUUUAUGAUGAUUUAGAGGACGCCGGCAGGGUUCGCCUGUCGGAAAGGCAAGACAGGUGGCGAGCGCAGAUGAAUGGGGCUUGGGAGGCCCUUGUGGGUAAUGCCCUUGUAAGAGAGCUUAUCCUUGAUGAGCUGCCCGCAAAAUGGACCUCUACAUAUGAUACCGAUGCCUUUCGCCGUUUUCUCAACCAACUUGAGUCUGCGACGAUUCAUAUAUUUGGCAUUCCAUAUGAAGAGUGGCGGAGUAAUAUAACAAGCGGCUAUGAAGAUUUUGUCAACAAGUUGGGUGCUGCAUUUUUCAGCCAUAUGGACGGACUCAAGCAUUUACAUCUCUGGGCGACAGAUCCGCUCGGCCUCGCGGGUGAAAGGAUGCCUUACACCAAGCUUCCUUUGCGUCCUGAAGACCUCCCUGCUUUACAAUCUCUCACGCUGGAAAACAGUUUUGUCAGUCCAGAGUUGAUUCCGUUCAUAAAAUUCCACGCUCAGGUCCUCAAAUCUCUCCGCUUAAACGAGUCCUUCUGUGGGGACUACUUAUCCUGGACCGAUUUUUUUGAUCAAGUAUACGAAGGGAAGCCCUCACUUACCGAAGUGAUAUAUAGAGGCGACAAAGCGCCAUUUAUGAUCGACGAGGAAGACGAAGUGUGGUGGGCUGACGAGUCAGAUCUUUUGCAUUUCCGCCAAAGGCUGGAAGCAGAUCCAACACUGAAUGUGUUUCGGCGGGGACAUUUAGACCCAGAUACAGGAGUGCUCUUCUUUAAUCUCCGUGAGGAAUUGAAGAGGUUUAACCAGGGUGAUGAUCAGAGGGCAUACGUUCGUCUCAUGGGACUAGUCAAUGGAAACAGGGCAGAGGCAAAGGUUAACUUCAGAUAGCUGCAACGUUUCACCCUGCAACUUCAACAGAUGAGGUCAGCUGU